CUCCGGAGGAAGCAACAAAACUUUGUAUAAAUUUUCAGAAUCUUGCGCCUCAAACUUGCUUUUCUAAAUCUGAGUCCCAAGAUUCAAUCAUUAAUUAAAUAAAAACACUUCUGAUCCAAAUAAAAACUUCAUUUCGAUCUAAAAAUCACUUCUUCAACCACUAACCACACCCCUAUUCUUCUCCAAAACCCUCAAAUCAGAUUCACUAAAGAUCGUAACUUUACUUCAAGAAAUCACACACCCACUAAUCAGUGAUCAUCGUAACUCAUAACCCGCGAUCCAAAAUUUCAGUUCACGAACUGGGUAUAACCAAACCAGAUCGACCCUGUUUUUAGCCGAAAACCCCGGUAAUUUUAAUGUUUUGGAGGGAGCGAGAAAGGGAGAUCAACAAAGAGCAAAAUGGAGGUCCCCUUUGUGGGCAGGUUCGAGUUCUUUUUGUUGGAGAUUCAGGUGUGGGGAAAACUUCUCUUGUAAAUCUGAUUGUGAAAGGUACUGUAACGAAGCAUCCUCCUCAAACAAUCGGAUGUACAGUUGAUGUGAAGCAUUUUACUUACGGAAGUGCCGGUAGUUCUUCAGAUAGUGUUAAAGGUGACAAGGAGAGAGAAUUCUUUAUUGAACUAUGGGAUGUCUCCGGACAUGACCGUUAUGCAGACUGUCGUUCCAUCUUUUAUUCUCAAAUAAACGGUGUUAUCUUUGUACAUGAUCUCUCUCAAAGAAGGACAAAAACAAGUUUGAAGAAAUGGGCUGCGGAAAUUGCAGCCACAGGGACAUUUUCAGCCCCACUAGCAAAUGGCGGUCCAGGUGGCCUACCUGUACCAUAUCUUGUGAUUGGUAACAAAGCAGAUGUGGCUGCCAAAGAGGGCACAAGAGGUAGCAGUGGCAAUCUUGUUGACAUGGCUCUUCAAUGGGUCGAGAAGCAGGGUUUACUUUCAUCAAGUGAGGAACUACCUUUGGUUGACAGUUUUCCGGGAAGUGGCGGACUUAUGGCGGCUGCAAAAGAAGCAAGAUAUGACAAGGAGUCUGUGAUGAAGUUUUUCCGUAUGUUGGUAAGAAGAAGAUACUUUUCAGACGAGUUACCUCUAGCAAGCCCAUGGUCUACCUCAGUACAAAGACCGUUGCAAAGGCCCGGGGACAAUUUGAUUGAGGAAGAACAACCAUACACCAGUACACGGACGUUUGGUGAUCCGUACAAGUACAAUGUACUACCACCACUUCCGGCUCAACGAAACCUGACCCCACCUCCGACUCUUUAUCCUCAGCAGCCGGUGUUGACGCCUGAAAACAACUACUACAACAUCCCAAGAUUCAACUUGAGUGGAGCUCAAGAAUUAAACACUAUUAGAUCCAAACGUAAUGAUAUUAAUGUAUGAUUUGGCUUUCUUUUUCUUACUAUAUUGAUUGUAAACAAACUAGCCCAUUCAUUUUUUGACCCGCGCCAGGGUGUGUUGUUCGUGGCAACUUGGUUUGAUUUCUUGCAUCGUCGAAUUUAAAUCAUUCUGGUAUUGUUGGAAUGAUGAAAUUAGUGUGAUCAUGCUAUAUACGUAUGUGUACAUCUUUUGUAAUGUGUUACAUCAUGUAAUAAAUCAAACAAAUAUUUAACAUU
Helianthus annuus (common sunflower) is the source of this 1603-nucleotide messenger RNA. RefSeq names its product small GTPase LIP1. The record is from RefSeq and is a predicted model, not a curated record. Gene Ontology annotation, biological process: intracellular protein transport. The transcript has 7 exons. Gene Ontology annotation, cellular component: endomembrane system. Bases 357 to 1370 code for a protein of 337 amino acids. Lineage: Eukaryota; Viridiplantae; Streptophyta; Magnoliopsida; Asterales; Asteraceae. Gene Ontology annotation, molecular function: GTPase activity.